GCAUAUCACCGUGGUUCGGGUGGACGUGGCCCAAGCAAAAGCUGCUAAACUCUAAAAAUCAGGGGCAAAACCGUACACUCAACAGUUACCGCAACUCAUUUCUGUGCAUAAUAGCUCUGAUAUUAGAAGGAUCAUCAAACAAUGGCGUGCAGGAGUGUGUUCAGAACAGUAUUCUUAAAGGAACCCUGUAUUCCGACCUCUUUUCCCGUUGUAUUGUUUUCUAUCCACAAAUCCUUCUCCAUACCCGUUUUGUGCUGUGGCUGUAAACUCAUUUACGCCCGAACUUAUCGCUUCCCGCGAAGAAGUCAGCUUCUCAAUUGCUCCAAUAACGAAAACCCAUCUUCCUCUCAAGAUGAUCUCGAACAAGGUCCUCCUCAAGAAGUUAUCCUUAAGGCCAUUUCAGUGUCCAAGACAGAAGGGCGAGUUGGACAAACUACUAAUGUUGUCAUUGGGGGCACAGUGCAUAAUGAUUCAACUAAUGAGUGGCUUGCUCUUGAUAAGAAGGUGAAUUCUUACCCCACUGAAAGAGGCUUUACAGCUAUUGGUACUGGAGGUGAUGAUUUUGUGCAUUCUAUGGUUGUUGCUGUAGAGUCAGUGAUACAACAGCCUGUUCCCGAGGGCCAGGUGAGGCAGAAGCUAUCUUCAGGGGGAAAAUAUGUAUCAGUAAAUAUCGGACCCAUUCAAGUUGUUUCUAGUGAGCAGGUUCAAGCUGUAUACAAGGCCAUGAAGAGAGAUGUCAGGAUGAAAUACUUUCUGUAAACUACUUUUUUGUAUAGAAUGGAAGAGAGUAUAUCGUUCAUACUGUAAUUUAACUUUCCUUUUCUUAUAUAUCCAUUAAACUAAACAUUCUUUUAGUUAAUCAUUCAACACGUCUAUCCUUAAAUGAA
Molecule: messenger RNA, 887 nt
Organism: Nicotiana attenuata
Lineage: Eukaryota; Viridiplantae; Streptophyta; Magnoliopsida; Solanales; Solanaceae
Exons: 5
Coding region: 142-759 (205 amino acids)
Source: RefSeq, a predicted model, not a curated record